Artibeus jamaicensis (Jamaican fruit-eating bat) is the source of this 1398-nucleotide messenger RNA. It is a transcript of the gene CUNH11orf16, whose product is annotated as chromosome unknown C11orf16 homolog. The record is from RefSeq and is a predicted model, not a curated record. NCBI's taxonomy places the organism in Eukaryota, Metazoa, Chordata, Mammalia, Chiroptera, Phyllostomidae. The coding region runs from base 1 to 1398 and encodes 465 amino acids. The transcript is spliced from 5 exons.
AUGGAAUCCCCCGCAGAGCCUGGGAUGCCUUUGCCCAAAUACUGCAGCGUGGCCACAACCCUGGAGGUCCCCGCCUGGGCCGGCACUGCUCCUCCCUGGGACUUGGCCUUUGCCUGCCCCUUUGGCCCCCAAGCAUCCUGGCUCGCCUGGCACAGCCCUCUCACCAGAUGUGUGUCUUAUCAACCGUAUCUCCACGUGGCUGAGCCAGCGCGGCAGGGGCCCUGUUGGCUGGGAAGAGCGGGAGACACCGCUGGCACGUGGGUCUUGGCGAGAAGGGAGCCAGAUGGCUUUUAUUACCGGGCUCAGAUAAAGACAGCUCCAGAGCUGGAGAGGCAGGGGGCCCUGCUUGUGGAAUUUGAGGCUCCGCUUGUCACAGGCCCAGAGCUGCCAGCCCAGCGGCAGAACGUGGUCUUAGGAGAAGAUGUUGUUCAGUUCUCACCAUCCACGGAACACUCACUGCACCCUGGGGACAAGGUGCUGGCCCCCUGGGAGCCAGACAGACAGCGGUAUGGCCCUGCCACUGUCUUGGGCUUGGAGGCGAGAGAUCCCCAGAGAGCAUGGAAAGAAGAAAUUACUGUCCACUUCUGGAAUGGCAAGACAGCCACGGUGCCUCCAGGUGGGGUCAGCUGGGUGCCCCCCGCUGUCUGGAAGAAGGCUGUGGAGAAGCUGCGCCGGCCUUUGACCAGGGAGCACCCCAGUGCCCUGCUCAGGGCGCCCUGCUGCUCCCUGCUGGGGCCGGGCACUGGAUGUGUGACCCACGGGUUUCCACUUGGCCCCCCGCUCCUGUGCCCUCCCCGCCACCCCCACGCCUGCUGCCAGCUGCUGUGCCAGGGCUGCCCCGGCUGCCCUUUGGCCGGACCUACCUGGUGGCCUCUAACCAGGGCCUCGGGCGUCACAGCAAGAGAACAUCCAGAGGCAGAGCUGAAGCCCACAGCACAGCUUUUGCCCCUGGAGGCUCCUAAAGAGGAGGAAGUAGCAGUGCCAGCUCCCAUAGCUGUGUCCUCCUCCUCUGAAGAGGAUGUGGAGAAGGAUCUGGAGAUGGGCGCCUCCCAGAGGCCGAUGGUGGACAGUACAGCCAACACAGACCCUGUCCCUGCUGAGAAGACUCGGAGGCGGCCGGGUGGCCCCUCCCAGCCCGAGUGGAGGUACUGGAGGAGAAACGGGCAGGAGCCCCAGCCUGGGAAGCCAGGGUUAGGAAAAAGAUGUUGUGACGCCCAGGACGUGAAGGGCAACACACAACAGAGAGAUCAAACUGUAGUAGUGGGGAAUGCCAAGGAGCUGGUCCUGGAAGUAACCAACACGAAGCCCGUGCAGAUCCUGCCGGAGAAAGCUGCAAGCAGACCACGGAGUCAGGGAGCGGCUACAGCGUGUCCGAGAGGCCAGAGCUGCUCAGACUAA